ACCUACUUCCUAUUUUAUCUAUAUCAAUCACUUAACUUAAAGGUACCUACAUCCUAUCUCUGCUUAUACCUUGUCUCUGCCUACCAAUUAACCCGUCACUAUAAAUGGUAUCUCCUUGAAGUUUGCAUGAAAAUAUUAACUUUUUUCUGUGACCAGAACAAAACUGUGACAAAACAAAAAUUUCUGCCAAUAUAUUCCGGCAUCGUACAACAACAGAACAACAAAGCGUUUCUGUGAAACAACAAAGAAAUAUUUUGCCAGUAUUGUGUCGUGUGGUCAACUCGGCAAGAACGGUAAAAAGUUAAUUUCGCAUUUGUGCUGCAAUGUAGUACAUCCAAUUCUCCCUUCGUUCAUUUUUUGUUUGGCUUUCUGUCUAGUUAUUUCUUUUUUACGAUAGGCUUACUGAAAUUUUUUAUUGUUUACCUUGCAGCUGUCUUGGCAGGAAUAUUACAACCACCUUUCUACAAACACGACAGACUGAAGUAAUACACUUUUUUGUUUUCAUUUACUUUUAUUGGAACUUUUAUUGUAACUUUUAACUUUGGCUUUUUUGCAUCCCAGGGCGUUAAAUUAUGGAUCUCUUGGUAUGGUCGUAGGUCAUGAAAUCACACAUGGCUUUGACAAGACAGGUGGGUGAUAAAUACAGAGGGUGAAUGAUGGACAUAUGAUAGGCAUGUUUUGUGCGUGGAUUCUUCAGAGAGCGAUGUAGCUCAAGAAAUAGUAAUUCGAGUAUUUCAUAAUCAUGUUGUGAUCACUGAGCUCCAUAUAUAUCUGGAGCAAGAACUUCAGUCAUUUGGCCUAUGAGAAAAAUGAUGCCAAGUUGGUGGCCAUUGACGUAUAUUAGCUCGUAAAGAGCUUUUGUACCAUUUUCGCCAGCUAAUUCCAGUUUUAUUCUAACGGACAGUCAGGGCCGUAGCGAAGGGGGUAUUGGGGUGUGGUUAACCCCCCCCCCCCAACUUUUUUAGAAUUAACAUAUUCGGAAAAUCAGGUUGGUCAUUCGGAAAAUUACGGCAGUAAUAGUAUAACAAAAUUUUAAUUGUAAAUUUCGACGUGCUAAAACUAUGUUUUCUGACCAUCAGAAUUCUGUCAAAACUUCCCCCAAAUUCCACGAAAUGGCAUUUCAGAGACUCUAAUUUUUAAAAUUUCCUCGGGCCUUCGACCCUCGCCACCCCCUAUAAAAAAGAACUUCCUACGGACUGCAGGCUUCUGUAUGGAACUGCACGCUUCUGUAAUGUCUGUGCGUAAAAUAUGAGUAUUUUUGUUUGUAAAUUGCGUUUUCAUUUUCCGGAUAGCAAACACCUUCGUGGCUUCGUAUGCCAUGAAAUAUUCGGAAUUUUUUUUCGUCAUUCGGAAAUUUUUGGCCUACACCCUCCCAACUAUGCAUGCUUAGCUACGCCCUGCGGACAGUAUCGCUAACCAAGUUAUCAUCGAUGUCAAAAUACGAAAUAUCGGCACACUCCUUGCCAAGAUGGCAGUAAUUGAAGAAGCUAUUAGACGUCAGUUCCAAUCCCUUUCUAUUGUUAUUGUCUGCGUGGUUAACACGAAGUAAGGGAAAGGUUGAAUUUGUACAGCGUAGGGACUGGUGAGUGAAGAACAUUGCUUUGACAAGCUUAAGUUAAACAAUCUCUUCAAGUCGUUUUAUGCAAACGUCAUGCAGAAAGAAAAACGGAUCAUUAAUUAUACACCAAAAAUAAUCUUACUAGUUUCGCUUUGGGGUUGCCAGAUACAUUUUAUCCAAGAAAAACGUAGACAUUAUGUCGGACAAUGACUUUUGUUCCUCGAACGAAACUUUUUUGUUGUUACGACUGAGCUGUGACAGCAUUCUACCCAGUCUCGGAAUACCUUGUAAAUAUUGAGACUUUGACACAUUUCCGUACAAUAAACACUUAUUUACUGAGAUCUUGGGAAAGCAGUGUGUUUUGUGCCCCCCUCGACCUCCCCCAAACAUUGUGUUUCCCUCAGUCUCAGUGAAAAAGUGAUAAAGGGAAACUAGGGAAAAAUAUUUUGAUAAGAAGUUUCGUAACUCUGAAGUUUCAUUGGGUGUAAAGCUCAUUGUUCAUAAACCACUUUGACCUUCCCGUUAAUAUUACGAACAGGAAGUGAGUUCGACGAGAAGGGAAAUCUUCGCCAAUGGUGGACCAGGAAAUCGCACGCAAAUUUCGUGAAACGGUCGACAUGUUUGAUUGAAGAGUACGACAAAGUUAAAAUAUUUGGUUAUAAGGUUUGUAAAAACGUCUUUUCCCGUGAAUUUAGAAAAUUGAUUAUAUCUAAAACAGGACUGGCCAUAUUUUGUGUUAAGACUAAAACUGGAGCAACAGUCUAAUUACCCCCGCCACCCACAGAUAUAAGAUAUCUAUGCCCCCACCCCAUGUUGGCCUUUCAGUAAAAUAUGGUCCCUUUUUCGGGUAAAAUAUAAGCAAAAAAGGACGAAUAACUUAGUUAGGAAGAGAGUGCAUGUUCUAAUAUGACCAAACGUUUGGCUAGCGGAUGAAAUGUGUAAUAUAACUUGCCAUCGCAUAAGCAAAACAAAGUUGUGUUAAUUAAUGUAUAUUUUUACAACUUUCUGUUAAAAUAUUUAACAUAAUAAUACGCAUUGCUUUUACCAGGUUAAUGGCAGUAAGACAUUAUCAGAAAACAUCGCUGAUAAUGGAGGUUUGAAGUAUGCUUUUAGGGUAAGUGGAAUUGAAGAAUACAGGAUUCCAGCGGUUUUAUAUCGAAGGUUGGAUAGGGGCACUGCUUAUAUGUAACACUUAAGUUAAAAAUAAAUAUAUCGCUUGGCUUGUGGGAAAAAGCACGUAUAUAUUAGCACAGAUGAAGUUCAGGAGCCGGUUGUUCGAAGCCCGAUUAGCAGUAACCCUGGGAUGAAUUUUAACGUCCUGUUUUUGUUUAUGUAUUUCUGCAUGACCAUUCAUUUCAAAACUUCAGAAAACAAUACUUCUAUUCAACUACAAAAGAUUUCUGGAAAACAUAUUCAAGUUGAUUGAUGAACUAUUGGAAAAUUUAAUUUUUAGGUUUGUGUUAAUCCAGUAUUAGGCUAAUAGACUUUUGAAUUAACAACUGGCCUGGGCUUAUAGAUCACAAGCUUUUGUAAUAAUAGUUAAUAAUAAUAAUAGAUAUACCAUAUUUAUACAGGUUAAUUAAACUUCGUCUGCUAAAAAUCGCUACUAUCACUCAAGGACCUGUAUACACUCAUACCUCCGAGCACACUCAUACCUCCGUCAACGAGUUAUGUAUAUCAUGCAUAAAUUACACAGACAGACAGACAGACAGACAGACAGACAGACAGACAGACAGACAGACAGACAGACAGACAGACAGACAGACAGACAGACAGACAGACAGACAGACAGACAGAAUCGCCUGGUGGUAAAUAUACGCGGUGUUUUCCGCAUAUUGUUUUACCGCCAAGCAAAAUUUCAAGAAACACUUACUAUACAAUUAUUGACUAUAUUCCUAAAAACUUUGUUAUUUACGAAAUCAUCUUUUUGAGAGAUUUUGGACAAAUCGCAUUUCAUACCCUAGACUUAUAUAUUAUGCAAAGAAAAAUAUUUAUUACGCCAAGUUAAUAAUUUAUUACUUACCAAACUUUUGAUAUCUCUUACGCAUUUUUUUUAGGCAUAUCAAAAUUGGCGUAAAAUAAAUGGCGACGAAGAUAAGUUACCAGGUCUUUCUUUCAAUAAUGAUCAACUGUUCUUCGUUGGUUUCGCUCAGGUACCUAUUCUCUGUAAUACUCCUACCAUACCAAUAAUAAGCCAAUUCAGAAUUUCCACUCUGCGCAUCCAAAUAAUACGUUUUGCGUUGGGGGAUAAAUUGCAGUUAAAUCAUAACAUGAAACUGAGAGUGUCAGUCAAAGUAUUCAGCUGUUCAAUUUUUAUUUGUGUUUCACUUAAAGCCACAGUAUAGAACUGUGCAUUGAAUAAUUUUUGUGCUAGCAGUAUUUUGCCCUCUGUAGAAAGCAAAAUAUAAAAAAGGUACAGUUAAGACUUAAGGAUUCACGUUUUCUAAUUUAAAGUGAAUAAACCGUGCCAAAAUGAAUUGUUCUUUGAGCAACUUUUUGCAUAUUACAAUGAUGACUGACCCGUUGAAUACUUUGAUAUGCAUGUAUAUUCUAAUUCUUCUAGUACGUCUCAGCUACGUAUUAUAAUAGUUCAACUGCAAUUUAUCCCGAUCGCGGCAGAACACAUUAUUUCAAUGCGCAGUGGAACCUCAGAAUAGGCUUAUUUACAGCUUUCAAUAUUUUAAUAUCCUUUCUCUGCAUCUUUAAUUCGAAUUAACAAAGCCCGAUUUUGGCAACUUACAGUUUUAUUUUAUUCUACACUUUUUCAAAUUAUCGGCUGAAAAUGGAUAAUAGAAUUUCUUAAAUUGUAUUUGUUGCGGCAUAGGGAGGACUGAAUAUGCAGCAAGCAGUUUUUUGUUUAUUUUGUAUUUUGGGCAGCAAAAAAUGAAACACGUUUGUAUUGCAACACAUAUUGAAGGAGUUUAACCCUCUUUACGAGAUGCGUCAUAUAAAUAGAGACUUAACAUGCAGGCGAAGUUAGCUUCACUUCCGGUCUUCAGAUUGGUGUGUGUUUUAAGGCAGCGGUCUAUACUUUUAUAUCCAUGUCUCUUUCGCAUGCUCGUUCCCAUCGUGCAUUACAUUCAAUCUAUAUCGAUGUGACUGGUUAUGGGGAAUUACAGAGGACAUUUAAGAUUUUGUCUUAAAUCAACAAUUUUUCAUUUGUGUAGUUAUGGUGUUCAAAAUAUACAAAAGAAUUUGCAAAGACUCUGAUGGAUAAGGACGUGCAUUCUCUGAAUCCCGUCAGGUGAGCGAUCAACCCUGAAAUUGUUUUGUACCACCUCCUUGAGACGUUUUGCUUGUCCCCUCUGGAAAGUGUUAAAUGACAGAUCAAAGUGAAAAUUUGACCGCAAAUGUCUAUGUGUUGCUUUGGGUCUACACUUUAUAAGAAAGCGUUUCUGUAGAAUUGAAACAGUGAUAACUAUUCAUCUCUGUGUCAAGUACCCUUUUAAUUCAAUGUUUCGAAAGAAACUUUGUACCAACUACCUCCUCCGCAGGCCAUACAGCCCGUUCGCAGGUUUGAGUUUGAAAUUUGAGACGAAGGCUUGCGUAGCUGUAAGGCCUGCUGAAUAACAUGUCGAUUACUUGGCUUUUGGUGUCGAUUACUCGGUUGGGUCAAAUUUCUUCAAAAAUAUGGCACAUCGUCUGCCAAUCUUUAGCAAUCCCGUUUUGCGAGUAUUUUCUAAAUACAUAUUGGCUGUUAUGGCUGAUAAAAGCGACGGGGAGAUUAACAAAAAUGGAGGGUUUUACAAGCACAAGCGGCAGUGAUAAUAGACGUUGUGAAUCUAUCAUUUGGCCAAAUUGGAUGUUUUGACUAUAUACACACGCAUUUAAAUAGUUACACUAUAUAAAAGACAAAUAUAAAUGGAAUAAAUUUCGUGGAUAAACGGCCGCAGCGUGUUUGUAUUAAAUAUGCAAAUUAUAAACUGAUAUUUAUCUGCUUCUCUUUAUAAAUCAUUGUAUAUGCUUGUUUGUUCACUGUUCACUGUUCACUGUUUUUAUGUAUAUUGCUGAUACGAAAAGCGAUCUAUAUCAGAAGUAGUUAAAGACUUUAAUAAUAAUAUUGUUUUGGUAAAAUGAUAUAUUAAAUAUAAUUUGGUUUCUGGCUUCCCGCCAUUUUGGAAAAUUAGUCCGCAGGCCUUUCGGUUCGUUUCGUACCAAUUUUAUUUUUUUGAAAGGCCUGCGGAGGAGGUAGUUGUACCAAUAUAAAUAUAAUAAAGGGCAAAAUUUGACAAGUCGUACAGUCAAAUGUACCUCGAGGUCCUGAUAUCUUCAGGAUCAAAUAUCUUCAGGACCCCGAGAUCCCCACGUUUUCCAAGUCUCUGCAUGCGUAAUAUACUAGUUCUGACCUUCCUUGUUUUGGCGGCAAAUAUUACAAGUCAGGCAGAUAGAGGACCAAAAUGAUCGAAAACUUACGUUAUCAUGGGACAAUUCCAUUUUGCCUUCAUAUUGUGCCCUGAAGGCUAAUGAGUACGUUUUUGUAUGUUGGCCGCGUUAAAAUUUCCUGUGUGCUCCUGCCGACACGUUUUUCUUCGAAUUUUGUAUUCAUUUCUAUUACAGGUAAAAAAUGUGAAAUUUCUGAUACAUUUCUAAUACAAAUGACUUACAUCAAUAGAAAGCUAACAAAAAACUACAUAUGAAACAUUUAAAUGGUUAGCCGGAAUUUUCAAGCGGUUUUCGAGUUAUUGCCGUUUCAAAUGUGAAAAAUGAGCCAAUAUCUCGCAAAAUUCCUGGGAACUAGUCUGAAAACACGCAUUCAACAGCUCAUAACUCAAGAAGAACUUGAAAAACCGGGUAACCGUUUAAAUGUCUUAUAUGUAGUUUUUUGCAAGCUUUCAAAUUAUAGAAGUCAUUUGUGUUGGAAGUGUAUUUGAAAUUUCACAUUUUUAAACUGUAAUAGAGUUUAAUACAACAUUCGAAGAAAAAUGUGUCGGCAGGAGCCCACAAGAAAUUUUAAAGCGGCCAACAUACAGAAACGUACUAACUAGCCUUCAGGGCAUAAUAUGAAGGCAAAAUGGAAUUGUCCCAUGAAACCAUUGACCUCAAAACUACGAGCAUACGCUAUGCACACGUGAAGCCAGUUGCUGCCAUAUUGGUGUGACCACCGCAAAUCUACAGUGGUGGUGCUGACAUGUUAGAAGAGGUUCUUGAAGUUUCUGGUGAUUUGUAGAAUAAAAAAUAUUGCCUAGAGAAAAAACGGGUAUUAAUGGCCUCCCUUCCUUCUGAAAUUAGUCAGUGAAUCAUUAUGAAUUAGGUCACACCAGUAUGGCCACUUGAAGUCUAUUAUUUUCUGUUUGAAACAUUCUAAAACUCAUCAGAAGAGGUCUGGGAAGCUAUAGCUUUCAAAUAUGCAUAAGGUCUAUUCCCUCAAUUGAACAGGUUGUUCUAUCCAGCCCUAGUUUUGAGAUCAGUAUCCAUAACUGCCAUAAGUGUCUAUACAGUUGAAGUUGACGGUUCAGUUUUCAAUUUCAAUUGACAAUGAUGUGCAUGUGAUAACGUAUAAAACUAUAUAUUUAUAGCACAUGAUAAUCUCGUAACGUAUAUUAAUUUUGCUUUAAAUUUCAGGGUACGAGUUCCAGUGUCCAACUUUCCUGAAUUUAAUAAGGCAUUUGGAUGCACGCCUCGGAAAAACACUUGCUCGGUUUGGUAGUUCGGUUUUAGCUCUAUAGCCCUAGUUAGUAGAAAAUACAUACAUUCAUGGUGAGGUAGGCUGGUGAUCUUCAAAGAUUUUCACUCUUUGAAAAUCGCCAACCAAGACCUUUAGUUUGCUAAGAGUUUUUUGCUAAUUAAGAAACUUAAGGAGUGGUACGAAUUCAGUGUCUUAAGGUGCGUUUUACACUUAAAAUUUUGGUCAUUUCCACGACGAAAGAAACUUUUCAAGAUGGUGACUAUUUUUUAACAUCGUUAGAAUACGAAAGAACAAGAGCAAGGUACUUAAAACAAUCCCAAAUCUAGCUUACCCUAAAACUAACCCCAUAUCUUACCCAUGCAGCACGAAACUUGAAAACCUCCCUCACGUCCAUCCCUUUUAGCGAUUACCGUGCAACAUUUUACUGCGAGUUCUAGUGCGAUUUUCUUCUGAUACAUGUGAACGAGUUUACACCAGUGAACUCUAAAAAUAACUGGAAGGCUAACUCCUAUGAUGAAAGUCUAUGAUUCGUUGAAGCCGGCGCGCGGGAAAAUCAGCUUUCAAAAAGACUAAGGAGAGUUUCGAGGAGUGAAAAAAAUUCUGCCAAAAGUUUGUUUUCGAGCAAAAAUUUGCAAGAAAAACACUUUUUCCAUGGGAAUACAACAAUGAUUGGGAUUUAAACCAGGUUUUCCGAUUAGUUCCAACUGUUUUACAUCUCUCUGCAGCAAAAAGUAAGGAGUUUUGCUUUUGUAUUUUGAAAAAAUGACGAAAGUUUGGACGUGCCGAAGGAAACCUCGCCGUUCAACUCAAAAAUAUAUACUAUAAAACAUUUUGACAGUCCCAAAAUUUAUGUUGUACUAAACCCUAGGUAUUGGUAUUGAUCCUGAGCUUUUAGUCCUUGUUUUAGUCGCUUUUAAACAUAAAUAAAUUGGCGUUUUUCAAGUGAUGUUAUUUUCGUCAUCGGCAUCUUGUUGGCCACUAUGAGCAUUUUGAAUAUGGCAUAUUUUUGUCAAUUUUCAAAUGCUUUUUUUUCGACCUUAAAACGUUCAAUCUUCUUGAAACUUCGUAUACAGAUGUAUUUUGCAUGGGUUUAAAUAAUUCCUGAGGUAUGACGUCUUAGUUUUAUCUUAAACUUCCAAAAACUCAGAAAAAGCAGCCUAAAACGCGCGGUUUUUCUGACCGUUCAAGCUUAUGGCCGUGUUUUUUCGCAUUUUUUUGCUAAUUCGUGAUUUGUUUGCUUUGCGAAUAUUAAAUUCAUUUAUAAUACUACUGAUAUAAAUUAAAUUUGGUAGUAUAACUAAUAUUUUGGGGCAAGAUUUUUCUGAUCGAAAAAUGUGCAUAUUUUGAAAAAAAAAUUUAAAAAGGACUGGGUCUACCUACAAAAAAAGCUUCAAGCACGGCUUCAACUUCCCCCCCCCCUGACUUAGCCUUCCAGUUAUUAUUAGAGUUCACUGGUUUACACAUGAAUGUCAAUGGAAUAUACUGAGCAUAGGUACUGUUAUGUAAGCAUUCAUUUCUGAUCCACUCGUUCACAUCCAUCGGAAGAAGAUAUUCGCAACAAAAAUUGCAAGUGUAUAACUGGGCCUUUAGACAGCUGAGUCUAAGGUUUUAUAUGUGAUAAAAUUCACGCUAAUUUACAAACUUUAAUUUUGAUUUUCUCGGCCUGGACAACGUUGAUUUCUAAUAUUACUUCGCCAAUGAACUCAUAAGAUUUUCGUUUUUGUACUAUUUAAAACAUGAGCAUGCAGCUAUGUUUUAUCAGAUAUAAAGAUACGAGGCGAAGCCGAGUAUCUUUAGGUCUGAUAAGCCACGCACUGCGAAUGUUUUGAAUUACUUCAAAGACGAUCGAUCUAGUAAGUUCAUUGGCGAAGUUAUUUUCAAAAAAUACGUUGUGUAAGUCGAGAAAAUCAAAGUUAAAGUUUAUGUAAAUCAAGGGAAAUCUCUAUCACAUAUAAAGAUACGCCGACACGCUUAUGAGUUUUGAAAAGACAUUUAAAACACUCGUAGUCCGUGCUUUAUGAGAUAUAAAGUACUCGGCUGUCAAUCUCAUAUUUUAUAUCUGAUAAAGCACUCCUGCUCGUGUUUAAAUAGUCCUUAUACUUACGGUUAAGCGAUUGAUGACAUAACUGACGUUGCCCAAUUAAACGAAAUUUGGCAUCGCUUUAUAUUCGCAGCGUGAAUUUGUUAGUUUGUUAGUCGGUUAGUUUAGUUUAUAUAAAAAAUUAUAGUAUAGCAUUUGUAAAUUCUGAACGCUGAUUGGCUAAGAGCCGUGUUGAUAUAACUCCAUGUCAACACGGGAAAUUUUCCGCCGCUUGUUAACACGGAAAUUUUUCUUAUUCUUCGGGCUUUUGACAUUGCUAUAUUAUAAAACAAAUAUAGAACAAUUGCUUUUCUGAAACUUUCACCUCUGUUCAUAUUAAAUAAUUUUGUGUUUUUAAUUUAAAUCAAGGAUCACACAAGAGGUUUUUGAUAAUACUUUUUGAUAAUAAGAGGUUUUUGAUAAUAAAAGUAUUAUCAAAAACCUCUUGUGUGAUCCUUGAUUUAAAUUAAAAACACAAAAUUAUUUAAAUAUAGAACAUUUUUUCCGUAUUGAUAUAUAGUUAUAUCAACACUCGUGGAAGUUGGGAAAACUCGAAAUUCUGUGAAAACACUCCGCCCUUCGGGCGUCGUGUUUCCACACAAUUUCUCGUUUUCCCAAUUUCCACUCGUGUUGAUAUAACUGUAUAUCAACACGGAAAAUGUUUUAUAUUUGUUAAGUAUAAAACAAUUUGCAAAUUCUGAAUAGAAGUUCCUUCUUGGAAUCAAUAUUUGAGUAAAACCACAAAAUAAUGGUAAAACAGAGGGCUUUUCAAAAAUAGUAUGUCUUCGUGCUUGUGGUGCACUUGUUUUGCGCAUGCUCCAGAGCACCGCACUGUAGUACAAUGUCUGGUCUUGACGAUAUAAUCGAGCGAUUGAUGAUAUUACGGCGAAAGUCACCGAACUGUGGAGUCGCAUCCAAAAUUCGUAUAUCGGCGACUCACACAGACGUCUACGACCGCACGUACAUAUUUUUGCUUGUUUACAAUUCUAAUUUUAAACAGCCAAUCGACGUUUAAUUGUAAUUAUUACCAAUUACCAAGAACCAAUCUGGCUGUUCAAAAUUGGAAUUGUAAACAUGCAAAAAUAUGUACGUGUGGUCGUAGUCGUUUGCGGGAGUGGCCGAUAUACGAAGUUUUUAUGCGCGCGAUUCCCCAGUUCGGUGACUUUUGUAAUAUAAUCUUAAUGGUAUAAAGUUUUUGAUACACAAAUAGCUUAAAUAUAAUGUGUUUUUCUGUCGUGAUUCAUAAAUAAUAAUAAUUGUUUUUGUAAUUGACAUUGAGUGUUUCUGUAAUUCAUUAAAUGUUUUUGG
Molecule: messenger RNA, 10572 nt
Organism: Paramuricea clavata
Lineage: Eukaryota; Metazoa; Cnidaria; Anthozoa; Malacalcyonacea; Plexauridae
Source: the annotation of a GenBank genome assembly